AUGAAUUGCCUGUCAUUUGCAAUUUUAUCGCCACUCGAUGAAUCGCUUGAGUAUCAGCGUUCUUUAAAAGAACUCAUGAAAAAUCGUUCUCACCCUCGACAUCCUGUUGACAAGCGUUUUACUCCUUUCUGGGCAGCCCAAGUUGAUGGUGGUGAGUCUGCAGCAAAGGAACUAGCGUCUAAAUAUGGAUUCAUUUAUCUUGGAGAAAUUAUGCCUGGAGUAUACUACUUUAAACACCGACGAGUUGCAAAGCGGUCUUUGCAUCAAAAUCUUUAUCACCAGAAUCAACUUCGCUUUGAUCCUCAUGUCCGAUGGGCAGAACAACAAGUAGCCAAGGUCAGAGUAAAACGGGACGUCUAUCUCCAGCCUCCCCCAAAUGAUCCAAGUUGGCCUCGAAUGUGGUACCUGGUGAGUUCUCUUUAA
Molecule: messenger RNA, 423 nt
Organism: Rodentolepis nana
Lineage: Eukaryota; Metazoa; Platyhelminthes; Cestoda; Cyclophyllidea; Hymenolepididae
Source: the annotation of a GenBank genome assembly